GAACAGAACCCAUCACAGACAUAAUAUAAUGGCUCUGGCUCCUAAAUUCUCAGGGCAGAAAUUGACGGCCCUUACAGCGCAGCAACCCCAACAUACACUAGAACUUUACCUUGACUACGUUUGUCCUUUUUCGGCAAAGCUAUUCGGAACUUUCUACAAUUCAGUUCAACCCGUCAUCGCUGAAAGGUAUCAACCUCGACUCCAGGUUAUUUUUCGCCAGCAUAUUCAGCCCUGGCAUCCAUCGUCAACACUCACCCACGAAGCUGGGGCGGCGGUCCUGAGGCUAGCCCCGCACAAAUUCUGGGAAUUCAGCGCCGCCUUGUUUGCGAAUCAAAAGGAAUUUUUCGACGUUAACGUUGUCAACGAGACGCGCAACAGAACGUACGAGAGACUUGCCAAGAUUGGAGAAAGUGUUGGUGUGGACAAGGAUAAAAUCCUAGAAUUGCUGACAGUAUCUGGGAAAGCUGAUGAUGAAGGGAAUCUGAACACCGGUAACAAGGUUACCAAUGAUGUCAAAUUAAUGGUCAGGGCAGAUCGAGUGGUUGGAGUUCAUGUUUCUCCAACCGUGUAUUUCAAUGGUAUUGAAGAAUCAGGAAUCAGCAGUAGCUUCACCGCUACUCAAUGGGAGCAAUGGCUGGCCAAAAAUGUGAUUUAGAGCCC
This is a messenger RNA of Aspergillus ochraceoroseus IBT 24754, 660 nucleotides long. RefSeq names its product DsbA family protein. Lineage: Eukaryota; Fungi; Ascomycota; Eurotiomycetes; Eurotiales; Aspergillaceae. The coding region runs from base 29 to 655 and encodes 208 amino acids. The transcript is spliced from 5 exons. The record is from RefSeq and is a predicted model, not a curated record.